CAAGCCUCAGUGCAGUUACUGGCGCCAGCCGUUCCCGUGCUUGUCCAUGUCCAUCCAAUCCAACUCAUGCACUUGAUCACUCCUACGCAAGUGCAGAGGCUGGGAAUUGUACUUCCAAUGCUAAAAAAAAAUGCUCUUGAUCACUCAUUUGUCGACAAAGAUUUAUCUUUGGGACUGGGAGUGAGUACCGAGAGGCUGAGUCGCUGAGAUCACUCCUGACGGCCGCUGCAAUCACACGGGUUUGCGUAUAAAUAGUUCAGUCGCCCCAUCUUGUAGCUUGUGCAUAUAUAGUGUUGUAGCCUCGCUCCCUCCGCCUUGAGCGAGCGAGCAUGGAGGUCUCAGCCAUGGAGGAUGCCUUCCCCAAGGCGACGGCGAGGAGGAAGGGAGGCCUCAGAACUAUCCCCUUCAUCAUCUCGAACGAGAUCUUCGAGAAGGUGGCCACGUUCGGGCUGACGGCCAACAUGAUCCUGUACCUCAUCGAGCGGUACCUCAUGUCCAGCGCUGUCGCCACCGAGGUCCUCUACUUCUGGAACGCCAUCUCCAACUUCCUGCCCAUCUUCGGCGGCGUCCUCGCCGACGUCCGCCUCGGCCGGUUCCGCGUCAUCGCCCUCGGCUCCUGCGUCAGCCUCUGCGGGAUGUGCCUGCUGUGCCUGACGGCGAUCCUCCCGGUGUACAAGAAGACCCCGGAGUGCGCGGCGGGAAGCGGCUGCGUGGUGCUGCCGUGGCAGCUGCCGCUGCUGUUCACGUCGUUCGCGCUCAUGUCGCUCGGGUCGGGCGGCAUCCGGCCCUGCACGCUGGCGUUCGGGGCCGACCAGCUGGACAAGCGUGACAACAGCGCCAAGAACGUGAGGACGCUGCAGACCUUCUUCAACUGGUACUACACGGUGCUGGGCCUCUCCAUCGUGUUCGCGGCCACCGUCAUCGUGUACAUCCAGCAGGCCAGGGGCUGGGUCGUCGGCUUCGCCGUGCCCGUCGUGCUCAUGGUCACCGCGCUCACGCUCUUCCUCCUCGGCUCGCCCUUCUACGUCAAGGAGGCGGCCGACAGGAGCGUCAUCAUCGGCUUCGUGCAGGUGCUCGUCGCCAGCUACAAGAACCGCCGCGAGCCCUUGCCGCCGGAGACCGCCGACUCCUCGAGCUUCUACAACAAAGCAGGAUGCAAGCCCAGGACUCCCACGAACAAGCUAAGGUACUUGAACCGGGCCUGCGUGCUUCGGAACCCGGGCAAGGUGGACGGGGCGGCGUGCGACCCGUGGCGGCUGUGCACGGUGCAGCAGGUGGAGGACGCCAAGGCCGUCAUCCGCGUGCUCCCGAUAUGGUCGACGGGGAUCAUGCCCGGCGUCGUCGUCGGGCAGCAGAUGUUCCCGACGCUGCAAGCGAAGACGAUGGAGCGGAGGGUGGGCAAGCUGGACAUCCCCGCGGCCUCCUUCGGCGUCUUCGCCAUCCUGACGCUCACCGUCUGGGUGGCCGUGUACGACCGCGUGCUGGUGCGGCCCCUGUCCCGGCUCACCGGCCACGCGCGCGGGCUCAGCCUGCGGCAGCGGAUGGGCGCCGGCCUGGCGCUCUUCGCCGUGGCCAUGGCCGUGGCCGCGCACACCGAGAGCGUCCGCCGAGCCGCCGCGAUCGCCCAGGGGCUCCUCGACCGCGGCAAAGAGAAAGAGGAGCCGGUGGUGCACAUGUCGGCCAUGAAGCUGGUGCCGCAGCACUGCCUGACGGGGCUCGCCGAGGGCCUGAACCUGAUCGGGCAGAUCGAGUUCUACUACUCGGAGUUCCCCAAGACCAUGUCCAGCAUCGGGGUGUCGCUGCUCGCGCUCGGCCUCGGGUUCGGCGCCGUGCUGGGAAGCGCCAUCGUCGGGGUCAUCCACGCGGGGACCGCCUGGCUGCCGAGCAACCUGAACGAGGGGCACUACGACCGCUACUACUUGGUCCUGGCGGUGCUGUGCGCAGCCAACGUGGUGUACUUCGUGGUGUGUGGCUGGGCGUACGGCGAGGAGGGGAAGAACCGGGUGGUGGCCGCCGACGCCGCCGCGGCGGAGGACGACCAGGAGGAGGAGGAGGAGCACAAAGCGGGCAUCAUUUAGGCUUUAGGCCACGGUGGACUUUGAGCAGAGCACCCAGGAAAAGUAUGGCGUUGAUCCGAGAUGGUCUCUUUGCUCUAGUGUGAAUCUAGGUCGUACCUCGUAUAUAUGCUGCUAACUUAUAUUUAUAUGGUGACAUCUCAAGAGAAAGUAAUCUUGAAAUGUUGAAAAUGGACAGUAUGUAAGUACUGUUGUGAAUUGUGAUGCGAGUCUAGAAUGUCGCAUGCAUUUUACGUGCAUUCUUCCUUCGGAAUUCAGAGAUGGAGAGAACUCCAGUGAUUGGUCG
This is a messenger RNA of Sorghum bicolor (sorghum), 2361 nucleotides long. RefSeq names its product protein NRT1/ PTR FAMILY 1.2. Gene Ontology annotation, cellular component: plasma membrane. Gene Ontology annotation, molecular function: transmembrane transporter activity. The record is from RefSeq and is a predicted model, not a curated record. Gene Ontology annotation, biological process: transmembrane transport. NCBI's taxonomy places the organism in Eukaryota, Viridiplantae, Streptophyta, Magnoliopsida, Poales, Poaceae. The transcript has 3 exons. The coding region runs from base 330 to 2078 and encodes 582 amino acids.